This is a messenger RNA of Ostreobium quekettii, 1413 nucleotides long. NCBI's taxonomy places the organism in Eukaryota, Viridiplantae, Chlorophyta, Ulvophyceae, Bryopsidales, Ostreobiaceae. The record is from the annotation of a GenBank genome assembly.
AUGGAAGGGGAGCUGCUGGCCAAGGGGGCCGGCGGGGGCCGCCUUCCGCGCCGCCAUGGUGCUCCGGACCUUGCUGCCUUGGGGCCCGCCACGAGGUGCAAGAGGCGAUCUUGCCGGUCUCUGGGGUCGCUCCGCCUGCAGGCGGCGUCCGAGUUGAAGUCCGACCCGCCUUCGGCGUGGCCCAAGCGAUGCAAGGCCCCCGAGGUGCCGCGCAGCAGUGAGCCCAAGAAAAUAUCCCUGCUGGGGUCGACCGGCUCAAUCGGCACCCAGACCCUGGACAUCUGUGCAGAGCACCCUGACGAAUUUCGCGUGCUGGCGAUGGCCGCCGGCUCCAACGUGGACCUGUUGGCCAAACAUGUCAGGGAGUUCAAACCAGAGCUGGUCGCCAUCCGAAACCCCACCUUGGUCGAGACUCUGAAGGAGCUCAUCAAAGACGUGCACCCUCAGCCAGAAGUGUAUGCAGGAGAAGAGGGGGUUGUUGCUGCUGCCACCCACCCAGACUGUGAGUCUGUUGUAACGGGCAUCGUUGGCUGCGCGGGUUUGCGGCCCACUGUUGCAGCCAUCGAGAGCGGGAAGAAUAUUUGCCUGGCCAACAAGGAGACGCUCAUUGCUGGGGGCCCCUAUGUAUUGCCUCUGGCAGAGAAACAUGGUGUGCAUAUACUACCAGCGGACUCUGAGCACUCAGCUAUAUUCCAAUGCUUGCAGGGCCUUCCAGAAGGUGGCUUGAGACGAAUCAUACUCACAGCAUCUGGUGGAGCAUUCCGUGACUGGCCUGUGGAAAAGCUGAAGGAUGUCAAGGUCUCUGAUGCACUGAAGCAUCCCAAUUGGAGCAUGGGAAGGAAAAUUACAGUGGACUCAGCGACACUAAUGAACAAAGGCCUGGAAGUUAUCGAGGCGCAUUACCUGUUUGGGCCAGACUAUGACCACAUCGAGGCCGUAAUCCAUCCACAGAGCAUUAUCCAUUCCAUGGUGGAAACAUCCGACUCCUCCGUGCUGGCACAGCUCGGAUGGCCUGACAUGCGGCUUCCUAUUCUGUACACUAUGUCUUGGCCCAACCGGGUGAACACUUCGGAAGACACUUGGCCCCGACUGGACUUCGUAAAGAUGGGUGACCUCACGUUCCGCGAACCAGAUCGGCAAAAGUACCCGGCGUUGGACCUGUCUUAUGCCGCAGGGAGGGCGGGAGGCACAAUGACAGGGGUGUUGAGUGCAGCGAACGAGAAGGCUGUUGAGCUAUUUUUGGAAGAAAAAUGUGGCUACCUGGACAUCAUACGGUUGAUCGAGUCCACAUGUGAAAGGCACCAGUCCGAUUUGGUGACAGAACCAUCGUUAGAAGAGAUCGUGCACUACGACUUGUGGGCGCGCGAUUAUGCAGCAGAGCAAGUCUCGAACCUGGGACUCAUUGCAGCUUGA